AUGGCUCCAAAACGUCCUUGGAAACGGAAGUUCUCAUCCCGCUACGUCCCGAGGACGAAAUCUGUUUCAUUUGGACAAUCGGGUCCGGAGCUCGAGAUGGCUCCGAAACGUCCUUGGAAACGGAAGUUCUCAUCCCGCUACAUGCCGGGGACAAAAUCUGUUGCAUGUAACCUGGAUCACAGACUUCCCGGCCACCUAUGGGGAGAGACUUCCGAGGCACGCAGCUCUGCAGGUGUUCAUCGCCUCGAGUUCCGCUGCUGGGUGAAGUUGGACAAUCGGGUCCGGGGCUCGAGAUGGUUCCGAGACGUCCUUGGAAGCGGAAGUUCUCGUCCCGCUACAUGCCGGGGACAAAAUCUGUUGCAUGUAACCUGGAUCACAGACUUCCCGGCCACCUAUGGGGAGAGGUGGUUGGCUCUGAGGCAUAGACUUCCGAGGCACGCAGCUCUGCAGGUGUUCAUCGCCUCGAGUUCCGCUGCUGGGUGA
Messenger RNA from Tremella mesenterica DSM 1558, 483 nucleotides. RefSeq lists its product as uncharacterized. Bases 1 to 483 code for a protein of 160 amino acids. The transcript is spliced from 3 exons. NCBI's taxonomy places the organism in Eukaryota, Fungi, Basidiomycota, Tremellomycetes, Tremellales, Tremellaceae. The record is from RefSeq and is a predicted model, not a curated record.